UCUUCUGCCCCUCCGUCUCCCCUCCUUCGUCUGUCAACCUGUCUUCUCCAUCCUCCACCAAGCAGGGAAAAAGGCCGGCGGCGCCGGUUCGUCCUGACGCUGACGUAAGCGCCCGUUUUCUUGCCCUCCGAGGCUUAUUUUCGCUUUCAUUUCCUUUUUGGGCUUACAUGGACACGGUCAGGUCCCAUUAUGGGGAGCUACCCUUUUCGGGCAAGAGUAAACAGAAGGUUCCUGGAGGCAGACGGCCAGAUGCAGAGACAAGAGAGACACUUGUGGUUGGAGCAGGUUUGAGGCAGAGGGGGGAGAUGAGAGAGAUGAGGAAGAAGAAAAAGAGAGGCGGUGUGUGCUUAGCUUGUAGAGAAGACACGCUUACAGAAAACAGAGCAGAGUAAGGAGAGCCAAGGGAGGAGACGGUAACGCCAGAGAGCAUAUCGGAAACGGACAGUGUCGUCUUAUUGCUUCAGAGAAAAGGACAGUAAGCAAGAAGCAGAAUGGAGAAAUCGAUUGUGACAUCGUUCAUAACAAAGGACGCAGUACAGGGUGGCGGGGAGGCCACGAGAAGCGGCGGGCUGGUGGCGUCGUCGGGGCUGGUGAUGCACAAGAACACCAACGGAAACUUGGAGAUACCGACUGCGAACGGGAACCCGUUCUUGGAGUCGACGAGGUUCCGGCAGGGGACGUUGUACGAGAUCAUCUUUCCGAUUAUCGGGGGGUUUCUUUUUCUGUACGUGCUUGGGGUGGUGGUGAACAAGUACAAGGCAAGCCGGCAGGCGAAGGUGGUGGAGCCGUUCGACAAGGACUACGAGUUCACGGAUUACACGGGGCCGGAGCUGAGGAAGAACAGAGGAGGCCACGGGGAGGACGAGCUGGAGAACCCGUUCAGCGACCGGUACGAGAGCUCGAACAAGUCGUUCACACACAAGAAGAAUCUCAGCUCGGUCGACUUCAUCUCGCAGUACCGCCGGUCCAUGGACCACCUCUCGGGCGUGACCGCGGCGCCUCCGUACAGCAACCACCAUGCGGACGACAGCUUCACCAGCUUGAGUCUGCAGCAGCACCCGGGGCUCCAGCACUCCAAAAGCCAGUCCAUAGGGUCGGUGCUUCAGUUGAACUUCAGCCAACAGCCGCAGCUUGCGCCGCAAUCACAAUCGCAAAACAACAGCAGCGAUCCCGACAACUCUGUCUUCUACAGCAUGCUGGGCACAGAGUCGCCUGCAGCGCCAAACGACAGCACCAAGGCUGAGACAGACAGCAAAGAAAACAACACAGACAAAACCUCCUUCUACUCCAUAGCCGAGCCAACCAAGGCUGCCAAAAACGCAACGGUGAACAUCUCCUACGAAAACGGUACUAGCAGCAACAACCCCAUAAUGCAAAACGCUAGAAACAACGUCUCCGUGGAGAGCCAUUCGAUGUUCGAGGACACCAGCUUUAACAACUCAUACGAUAUACCCGAAUCUGACUACGCUGUUAAGCACGCGGUUGUCAGAAGUCCUUCUCCAAGGCGAAACAAUCACGUUGGAAUGUACGCACAAAGCUCAUCCAGAAGUCCAACGAGAAGUCCGGUGCGGAGUCCUAAUAGAGGUGCAUUCAACAAUGUGUAAAGCAUAUCACCAUUUCGCUUUAUCGUUUUUAUAACUGUUUUUUUUUAUAAAAAUAUGAGUCUUUAUAAUGGUUAUAUGAUAAUUAACACAAGGGUUAGUGAAAUUUUGUAAGUGUAUUUCUACUAGGAUAACAAGAGAAGAAGAAGAAGAAGAAAAGAGGGAAAAGAUGAACAUAAAGUUAAUAGGUAAAAGAGUGGAUAAGUGAGUUCAUGGAAAGAGGAAAGGAGAGUGGGGAUCAGUCGAUAUAUCAUUGGGGCUGGGUAAUCAAGCAAGGACAGCUGGACUAGAAGCGGGACCUCAGUCACAUUAUAGCACAACUACUGGAGCUUCCCGAGUUGUCUGCGACGGGUUGGCCGUUGGCCGAGGCU
Molecule: messenger RNA, 1972 nt
Organism: Pichia membranifaciens NRRL Y-2026
Lineage: Eukaryota; Fungi; Ascomycota; Pichiomycetes; Pichiales; Pichiaceae
Exons: 2
Coding region: 492-1604 (370 amino acids)
Source: RefSeq, a predicted model, not a curated record